Messenger RNA from Guillardia theta CCMP2712, 4446 nucleotides. RefSeq lists its product as hypothetical. Bases 1 to 4446 code for a protein of 1481 amino acids. The transcript has 10 exons. Gene Ontology annotation, molecular function: protein binding. The record is from RefSeq and is a predicted model, not a curated record. NCBI's taxonomy places the organism in Eukaryota, Cryptophyceae, Pyrenomonadales, Geminigeraceae.
AUGCCGUCGCCAGGCGUCCUGCUGCUCACCGUGGCGCGGGCGUCAGCACUACGGACGCGCUCCUCGGGACAAGCGCCGGAUGUGCAGGAUUUUCAGAUAGCAGUUGCUGACGCCAAUGAGAUGCAAUUAGAAGUUACCUUGUGGGAUAUCAAUGGCGAUCCCGAGGAAAGUUUUCUCGGCGAAUGCAUUUUGAAUCUUGCCAAACUCAUCCCCUAUCAAGGGGAGAUCAUCAUGCAGGACUUUGACGUGAAACAAGGAAAGACCCACAAGUCCCGACUCAGAGCUGAGGGGAGGCUUGUCUUGCAGCUAGAAUUCAGAAAGAUGGAAGCGGAAGAGGUCCCUGUGCCAACACCACAGCAAGCGAACUCAUGUGCACUGAAUGUGACUCUGUUAGAGGCACAGAACUUGUCCAGGAGUGAGGUAGAAGGAGAUCCAGACGCAUUUGUCUGUGUCUCCAUCGUCGACAAGCCCUCGCUCAUGCAGCAGCGACACUUUCACGCCAUUGACCACGGCAUUGGCUCGCGCGCCAACGAUAGCAGGUUCAUCUCCGUGAGGCCGCUGCAUGUUACAAACCGUUAUCCCUCGAGCUCAAAUCCAGCCUGGAACGAAGGAGUCACCUUCCCAUGCACUCACCCGAGUAUUGAAGCCAUAGAAACUUCCGUGGCCAAGGGUUCGUACCCCGAUGAAGCCGUCCCCCUCGAUGGGCAGCCUGUGCUAGUCAUGAUCACUGUCCAUGACAAACGAGCUACGGAUGCAGGCAAGAAUGAUUUCUUAGGCCGCGUCAUCCUUCCCAACAUCAGGCUCGGCGUUCCAGUUGAACAAUGGUUCAUGCUGCAAGCCCAAGACGGCAACCAGCUCCGCAGCAGCUCCGGAGAGCCUUCAACGCUGAGACUUCGCAUUCACUACGGCACUGUCAACUCCGUUGAAUUCCUUCAGAGUCCUACAAUAUCCCUUGAUGUCCUACAGAUGAACAACGGCCACCAUGCCUCUAACAGAGCACAGCAAAUUCAAGAUGUCAGUAUCAACACCUCCAUGACUGCUAAAUCAGAAGGGUUGUUUGCCUUUUACAUCGAGGUGAUCCAAGCGCAAAACUUUCCGAGAAUCUACGACGAGAAGGAUGUUUACGUUUGUGCCUCUUUGAUUCAAAACCCUACAUUGAUGGAGAAGAAGCAUUUCUUCCUGAUUGACCAUCAUUAUGGACAAGACGUUGACGACAAUCUCUUCUAUAGGAUGAAACCGCAGUACCAGACACCUGCUGUCAAAGUGUUCCAACAUUGCGAAUGGAAUUCUUCCUUCACCUUUCAUAGCACGUUUCCAGAUAUCACCAUGUUGGAACGACUGCAUGAUAGCAAUCAGAUACUGAGUGCCUCUGACGACAGGCAUCUCGAUGGAAAUGCUGUGCUCUUACUUAUGACAGUUCAUAGAGCAGGAGAUGAUGCUUUCAUCGGGCGUAUUGUGGUUCCCCACAUUGGAAUCGGCAAACCUGUCGACCAAUGGUUUGUGUUGCAAAAUCGUGAUGGGAGUCAAAUAUGCGAUGAACUUGGAAGAGUCUCUUCAAUUCGAUUCAGGAUAGCGUAUGGUGCACAACGAUCUCAAUCAAGAUUGCAAGAAUCAUCAAUGCUCAGCCAAAACCUUCAUGAUGAGUCAGAAGCAGAAGAAUUACCUCCAGGUUGGCAGCGAGUGAAAGAUUCAGAAUCUGGCAGGAAGUUCUAUGUAAAUCAUCAGCUCAAAACAUUCUCCUGGAAACCACCACCUAAAAGUCUUAUCCUAUCCAUUGAAAACAGCCAAUCUCAGACGAAACAAUUCUUGGAAAAUGGUUUGACCAAGAAAACGGGAAUGGAUGACCAACUCAACUCAGGAUUGAAAGGGCAGGGCAAUGCUUCAUUUGUGAUCAGGAUUCACGGGUCCAAAAACUUUCAGAGUCUUGCAACAAAUUUGGAGUCUUGUUUCAUCUGCGUCUCAAUUCUUUCGGAAACAAAUGAAUGGAGACACUCAAAGGAGAUAUUCCACACGUUGGACUACAAUGAACAGGUUUCUGAAAGUGCUGUCUUGAUAGCUCCACAAUUCAAGUCCAGGAAUCUUUCAAUUCAUUCUAAUGAAGCGUGGUAUCACGAGGUCACACUUAACGAAGUCAAGAGGGUUGGUGCAGUGAGAGGUCCACAGUACGUCUCAUCCGUCGAGAAUUGUGACUUGAACGGUCAAAAUGUGGACUUGCUAAUCACCGUGCAUGACGCCAAAACCCAAGAACAAGCAAGUCUCGUGGCAGAUGCGAUCAUAAGCGACAUUGAGACUGCACACUCUGCGAAUGAAUUGUUCACCCUGAGACCAUUUCCCAGGUCAGAUGCGAACCUCAGCAAUGAGAAACCCCUCGUGCACCUGAGUUUCGAGUACUCAGCGUCAGGGGAGCUGUCGAUGAGAUCCGACCAGGACCAGGCGAAGUCAAGGCUUCAUGAAGAAAAGCACCUUCCUCAAUCUGAACCGCCAGCACAUGAGACUGAGCAGCUCCAGCGAGAAGCUGAACUACACCAGCAGGAGCUCGAGCGAAGGAGGCAGGAGGAGGAGGAGGAGGCGGAACGACAGAGACAAGAGGAGGAGCGACUGAGACAGGAGGAGGAGCAACAGAGACAGGAGGAAGAAGCUGCCAGACAGAGACAACGUCAAGAAGAAGAGGAAGCCGAGUGGUACAGACAACAGGAGGAGCAGAAAGAGCGACAGAGACAGGAGGAGGAAGCUGAAAGACAAAGACAGGAGGAGGAGCAACAGAGACAAGAGGAGGAGCGACUGAGACAGGAGGAGGAGCAACGGAGACAGGAGGAAGAAGCUGCCAGACAGAAACAACGCCAAGAAGAAGAGGAAGCCGAGUGGUACAGACAACAGGAGGAGCAGAAAGAGCGACAGAGACAUGAAGAGAUGGAAGCAGAGCAUCGGAGACAGGAGGAGGCAGAGAGGCAGAGGAUAGAGGAUGCAGAAAGACAGAGGCAAGAGGAGGCAGAGAGGCAAAGACAGAGACAGCAGCAAGAGGAAGCGGAGCAGCGAAGGCAAGAGGAGGAAGCGGCGGAGCGGAAGCUACGAGAAGAAGCUGAGAGGCAGAGGCAAGAGGAGGAGGAGGCGAGGCAACGACAAAGACAAGAGGAGGAGGAGGCAGAGAGGCAGAGACAGCAGCGAGAGGCCGACAUGCAAUCAGCACACAAGGAUGAUCCCCACAUGCGCAGCCCUGGUCAAGAAGAUCCCGCCACAAGAGGCGACUAUGCAGGAGAGGAGCAGACGAGCGAUCUUGUUCCCACCGCCAAGGAGCAAACGAGUGCUGCCCACAGCCCUGUUCUUGUUGCAUCCCCUGAGGUUUCCAGCAAGGGUGGCACGAUGGCAGAGCUCCCUCAGACGGCUCCCCUGCCUUCGCUCUCGUCGGACUCCAACGGACAUGAGCAAGGGGACGCAGACGCGCGUGCGUCACUCCCCACCCACGAGCCUUCCAGGCCUUCGAUCUCUUCAAGUCCAGCGCUGCACCAGGGGAAAUUCUCAAUCUUAGUGGUCGAAGGGUCAGUGAAGGCAGCUGACCGGUCGAGGAUGAUGUCAUGUGAGAUUCUCCUGGAGGCAAAUGGAUUCAUAUACCCUAUCUUCGGCAAGACCAAGAGCGUCGCUCUAGCAGAUGUGGUCAUGCUCGGCAGAUCAGACUCAUGGCUGCAGCUGAUGGACGACAAGGGUCAGCUGCCAGUUCAGGACGUGGCGGCAUUGCACGUGGUGCUUGAGUAUCAGCAGCCGACGGUAGAGGCGCUGGUUGGCUCGGUGGUCCCUCCAAGAUCGCCCAAGGAUGAAGCUCGUUUGAGCCCAAAAUCCGACAGCCCUCCAUCGACGCGGUCGAUCGCUGACAUGAGCAAGAAGGAUGCUGGGGUCGGCGUUGUUCUCGCGUCAGCUGGGAGAGGGGAGUUCGUAGUGGAGUACCUCGCCGAGGGAGGACCUGCUCGAGAGUGCGGCAAAAUCGCAGUGGGAGAUUAUCUCUCCGACGUGGACGGGCAGGUCGUGCUGGGAAAGAGCUUGACAGAGAUCCAGCACUUGCUGCGGGGCCCUCAGAACUCUCCAGUCACCAUGACAUUUGAGCGACGGCCAGCCGAUCCAACGGAGAGGCCAAGAGAGAUCCUCGUCACUCUCAUGCGCAAGAAGUUGACCAUGGAGGCUGGCAACUUCGCUCCCUACGGCAGACUCCAGCAGGAGCUCAUCAGACCAUCAGCAGAGCCCUCGACCAGAGCUGAGAAGGAGCCUCGCCGGUUCCCGUCAGAGCAGGUUGACCCCCGCGGCAAGGCUUCGCCUAAGGACAGCCAGCAGUUGUCUGCUCUCAGAAGCGAGUUUGGCAGCCUUCUGGAAGAUUUGUACCAUGGCAGUCGCGACCCCGCGAUGGGGCAGGUCUUGCGGUGGAAGCACAACAUGCUGUUCGGAAGCAAAGCUCCAUAG